Acanthosepion pharaonis is the source of this 1035-nucleotide messenger RNA. The record is from the annotation of a GenBank genome assembly. NCBI's taxonomy places the organism in Eukaryota, Metazoa, Mollusca, Cephalopoda, Sepiida, Sepiidae.
AUGGCUGCAACACUUGAGACUCGCGAGAUUUCAGCUCCACGAGUUGGAAAAUUUAAUAUCCACAUUCAGGGAAAUUUGAAACAAUGCCAGUUUGUAAUCAUGACAGUUCAUGAUUUGGGAUGCAAUUAUGCUACAUGGAAACAAUUUAUUGACCAGCCCUGCAUGGAAGAGAUUCGCAAACGUGCUGCUUUUAUUCAUGUGGAUAUUCCUGGCCAAGAGGAUGGUGCAGCAGAUCUGCCAUCUGACUACACAUUUCCUUCAAUGCAAACUCUUGGCGAGGAUCUUGUAUGCAUUCUUGAUCAAUUAGAGGUUAAACAAGUGGUUGCAAUUGGUGAAGGUGCAGGAGCCAAUAUUAUUGUUAGAUUUGCUAUGGUUCAUCCUGGAAGAGCACAGGGUAUAUGUCUUAUUCAUUGCACAGGAACCACUGCUGGAUUUAUGGAAUCUCUUAAAGAUAAGGUGAUGAACUGGAAAUUAGACCACAUAGGUAUGAACCCCACUGCAGAAUCCUACUUGAUGUUGCAUCGAUUUGGCUCGUUUGAAAAAGCUCAAAAUAAAGAACAGCUGGAAUUAGCCACUGAAACUUUCCUGGAAAAUUUACGUUCAAAGAUCAACCCCAGAAAUCUCAAGAAAUUUGUUGAAGCCUUCAUGAACCGAAAUAGUCUUACUGAAAAUAUUGGUAAAGUUGCUUGCUCUUGCUUGAUGGUGACUGGUUCCAAGGCCUCCUUCAACCAUACUGUGCAUACAUUGUACCAGGCAAUGAUGAACAAAAUUGGCAAUAGGAAACUUUUAGAUCUUCUUGAGAUUGAUGGUGUAGCCAAUGUAGUGGCUGAAAGACCUGAAGAAUUGGCAGAGAGUUUUCUGUAUAUGAUUCAAGGACUUGGUAUGAUGGGUGCAGUUCCUAUGCCCCGUGUCCAGCGUUCAGCCUCUCAAGAUGGACCCAUUCCUCUCCGUGGACGUAGUAUGUCAAUGGAAGAAGCUGACCAGCCUCGUGGCAUUUAUUCUACCAGUCCUCCUCGGGUUACAACUCAUCACUAA